Molecule: messenger RNA, 1036 nt
Organism: Lampris incognitus (smalleye Pacific opah)
Lineage: Eukaryota; Metazoa; Chordata; Actinopteri; Lampriformes; Lampridae
Product: sperm acrosome membrane-associated protein 4-like
Exons: 3
Coding region: 127-504 (125 amino acids)
Source: RefSeq, a predicted model, not a curated record
AGGACGAAGCUGUGCCGGCUGCGGUGAUCCAGACUCAGAACAAGCCGGGGAAAGCCUUCAGGAACUGGACGAGUCGCUCCGGUUUGUCAGUCUUCUCUUUGUUUGGGGAGAGGGACAAUAACAGUGAUGUCAAAGCUCUGUCGCGCGCUGCUUUUCCUGUGUUUACUUCCAGCUGCGGUCCCCCUGUUCUGCUAUACCUGUGUGUUUCCCACCAUUUCCCCGCUGGACUGCAUCAGGUUCCCCAUGAAGUGUCCUCCCGGCCAGCUCUGUCUGUCCAGCAGAGCCGUGGGUGAGAGAGGAGACUUCCGUGUGGUGUUGUAUGAGAAGAGUUGUGUCCUCCCGCCUCUGUGUGGCCUCACCGGUGAAAAAUACGCCAUGGGACUCAACUUCACCUUCACCAAUGAAUGCUGCAGUACACACCUUUGUAACACAGCUACUGGCCCUACUGCCCCUUACUGGAGAGGCAUGCUGCUAACGCUCCUUAUUUCCUAUUCAGUGUGGUGAUGAAUGUGUAUCUGUGGGCUUACACACACAAUAAACAGUCACUUUCAUUUGACAAGAGGCUUAGUUGCAGCCGCUCUGUUUAAUUGCUUAGCUUUUUUCUUCUGAUUGCUUAGGCUCUAUCUUUGAAACUAUAGGCUAUUUUGCACACUAACCACAAAACUUUAGACCAAACCAACAAAACAUUAUACAUCUCUUGCAAAGAUCUUCAAACUCUUUAAUUUCUUUUUUUUGCGUCAAUACGGUACACAAACCAUCAUUUGAACAAGCACAUGAUGCACCAACUACAUGCUGAUAGUAUAAAUGAAAAAUGCUUUUUCUGUGUGCAGGGUAUGGCAGUUUGCAAUAAAGUUUUGUCAUACAUGUAGUAAACACACAUACACACAGCUAUCCAAAUGUGUAAAGAUCCUUGAUUGAUCCUUUAUUUACACAUAUGAAAAAAAAUACAAUAUUUAAUUGGAAACCAUGUGAAGGAGAAUUGCCUUAAAACCCUCAAGGGGCUUGAAAAGUGGCAUUCUCCAGGCAGCAUACUACA